AUGGCGGCGGAGCGGAGUCGCUCCCCGAUGGACUCGCCGGUCCCGGCCUCUAUGUUCGCCCCCGAGCCCAGCUCCCCGGGGGCGGCCAGGGCCGCGGCGGCCGCCGCCCGGCUCCACGGCGGCUUCGACUCGGACUGCAGCGAGGACGGCGAGGCGCUCAACGGCGAGCCGGAGCUGGACCUCACCAGCAAGCUGGUGCUAGUGAGCCCUACAGCAGAGCAGUAUGACAGCCUGCUCCGGCAGAUGUGGGAGAGGAUGGACGAGGGAUGCGGAGAGACCAUAUAUGUCAUUGGGCAGGGAUCAGAUGGGACUGAGUACGGGCUGAGCGAGGCAGACAUGGAGGCCUCCUACGCCACAGUGAAGAGCAUGGCCGAGCAGAUCGAGGCUGACGUCAUCCUCCUGCGGGAGCGCCAGGAGGCUGGGGGCCGUGUUCGGGAUUACCUGGUGCGCAAACGAGUGGGAGACAAUGACUUCCUGGAGGUCAGGGUAGCGGUCGUGGGCAACGUGGAUGCCGGCAAGAGCACGCUCCUGGGGGUCCUGACACACGGGGAGCUGGACAAUGGCCGCGGCUUUGCCCGCCAGAAGCUCUUCCGCCACAAGCAUGAGAUCGAAUCUGGCCGCACCAGCAGCGUGGGCAACGACAUCCUGGGCUUCGACAGCGAGGGCAACGUGGUGAACAAGCCCGACAGCCACGGCGGCAGCCUGGAGUGGACGAAGAUCUGCGAGAAAUCCUCCAAGGUGAUCACCUUCAUCGACCUGGCCGGCCACGAGAAGUACCUGAAGACCACCGUCUUCGGCAUGACUGGCCACCUGCCCGACUUCUGCAUGCUCAUGGUGGGCAGCAAUGCUGGCAUCGUGGGGAUGACCAAGGAGCACCUGGGCUUGGCUUUGGCACUCAAUGUUCCUGUCUUUGUGGUAGUCACCAAGAUUGACAUGUGUCCUGCCAACAUCCUGCAAGAGACCUUGAAGCUCUUGCAGCGCCUGCUGAAGUCGCCCGGCUGCCGGAAGAUCCCCGUGCUGGUGCAGAACAAGGACGACGUGAUCGUCACCGCCUCCAACUUCAGCUCCGAGAGGGUGUGCCCGAUAUUCCAGAUCUCCAACGUCACAGGCGAGAACCUCGACCUGCUCAAGAUGUUCCUGAACCUCCUGUCGCCCCGCACCAGCUACAGAGAGGAGGAGCCCGCCGAGUUCCAGAUCGACGACACCUACUCUGUCCCGGGAGUGGGGACGGUGGUGUCAGGCACGACGCUGAGGGGCCUGAUCAAGCUCAACGACACGCUGCUGCUGGGCCCAGACCCCCUGGGGAACUUCCUGUCCAUCGCCGUCAAAUCCAUCCAUCGAAAGCGCAUGCCCGUCAAGGAGGUGCGGGGCGGCCAGACGGCCUCCUUCGCCCUGAAGAAGAUCAAGCGCUCGUCCAUCCGGAAGGGCAUGGUGAUGGUCUCCCCGCGCCUGAACCCCCAAGCCUCCUGGGAGUUUGAGGCCGAGAUUCUCGUCCUCCACCACCCCACCACCAUUAGCCCGCGCUACCAGGCCAUGGUGCACUGUGGGAGCAUCCGGCAGACGGCCACCAUUCUGAGCAUGGACAAGGACUGUCUGCGCACUGGGGACAAGGCCACUGUGCACUUCCGCUUCAUCAAGACCCCCGAGUACCUGCACAUCGACCAGCGGCUGGUGUUCCGGGAAGGCCGCACCAAGGCUGUGGGCACCAUCACCAAGCUGCUGCAGACCACCAACAACUCCCCCAUGAACUCCAAGCCCCAGCAGAUUAAGAUGCAGUCAACAAAGAAGGGCCCCCUGACCAAACGAGAAGAAGGGGGACCCUCUGGCGGCCCAGCUGCAGGGGCCUCUCUGCCUGGAGACGAAGCCGCUCCUCCAGGGGCCGGCCAGCCAGCUGUGUCCAGCGGUCUCCUGCCUCAGCCCAAACCCAGCAGCGGGGGCCGGCGACGAGGGGGCCAGCGCCACAAAGUGAAGUCCCAGGGGGCCUGCGUGACUCCUGCCAGCGGCUGCUGAAUCUGCACCCGGCCCGCCCACCACCAUGGGAGCCCCCUCUGGCCGCCGCUCACCAGCUGGGCACAGCCCGGCCCGCCCCCCCAGCACCCCCGUUUUCCAGGGGGCUGUAAUUUAUACACUGAGGCGGGGGCCCGUCUCCCGCCCUCCUCCCUGCCUCCUUCCUCACUCACUUUUUUUUGUACAUCUGGGCCCUUAGUUUUUAUUCUUUUUAUUAUAUAUCUCUGUCUCUGUUUAGCGUGUGUGUGCGCGCGCGUGUGCGGUGCAGGUGUGCAGCUGGCCAGGGCCCUGUGUCCUUCCCCUUCCUCCCCCGUGGCUGGCCACCAGCCUCUGGGAGCCAGCCCUGCCUGUCCGUCCGUCUGUCCGUCCAUCCCUGUGUCUGGGUGAGAAUCCUCAGGGCCUUUCAAGUGUGUCAAGAGCCCACAGAGCUUCCCUGUCUCACUGCUGCCUCCUCGCGGCCUCGGACGCCCCUCCAUGGAGCCGGACUCUGGGCUCAGGGGCUUCUGGGAGUCGGUGUCUGCUGCUGCCAGAGCAGGGACCCCAGCGGGCAGAGCGUGGCUUCCUUUCUCUCUCCCUUUCCCUCUAAGCCCUCGAGCCGGUAAUGCCAAAAGCGUCUCAGUUGUGACCUGGAGAUGUGCAGACGGGAGUGGCCUUUGGGUUGUCAGCCACUUCCGGUCCCUGACUCUGACCUGGGACAUUGACCCAAAGACGGCUGUGGGAUUUCCCCUGGAGACAAUCCUGUUGGCCUGGCUAGCCCUGGCUGCUCAUGCCUCGUCCAGGAGCCCAGUCCUGCUAGGCUGUGGCUUUGGCUGGGUUCUGGGCACUGGUGACUGGGGCUUGCGCCUGCUUGGGGUCAUCUUUUCUGGCACCUCCUGUUGGUGGGGGCGGGGGUGUUCUGAGCUAGGCAGACUGGAACCCCUCUAUUCCCACCACAUGGUCCCACAGCCGCUGCAGGGCACAGGGACAGCCCGAACCCGGGCUUCCGAAGCCCCAGUUGGGGUGGGGGGGACAGCACGGCUGCCUUGGGCGGAGGGUGGGGCGGCGCAGGCCAGCAGAGGCGCUGCGUGGAAGCCCCGGCUGAGGGUUGGCGGACGGGGGCCGUUCCCCUCUGCCAGGCAGACCCCCAACUGGCUGGGCCUCCCUCAGCCUCGCCUGCGUCCUGUCCCAGCCCUCUGGCUUCCCCCUGCUUCCCGGCUGCUGGUCCCCUUGCCCCACUUCCAAGUGUUUUAGUCACCACUGGCCGUGGCCGUGGCCUGAGCAGACCGGCAUUCACAAUAAAAGUCUGUUCCGAGAUGACGGUGUCGCGUUCCCUGC
Lepus europaeus (European hare) is the source of this 3321-nucleotide messenger RNA. RefSeq names its product GTP binding protein 1 (gene GTPBP1). The coding region runs from base 1 to 2010 and encodes 669 amino acids. Gene Ontology annotation, molecular function: translation elongation factor activity; GTP binding; GTPase activity. The transcript is spliced from 12 exons. The record is from RefSeq and is a predicted model, not a curated record. Gene Ontology annotation, biological process: translational elongation. Lineage: Eukaryota; Metazoa; Chordata; Mammalia; Lagomorpha; Leporidae.